Canis lupus familiaris (dog) is the source of this 1562-nucleotide messenger RNA. It is a transcript of the gene TEKT4, whose product is annotated as tektin 4. Bases 121 to 1464 code for a protein of 447 amino acids. Lineage: Eukaryota; Metazoa; Chordata; Mammalia; Carnivora; Canidae. Gene Ontology annotation, cellular component: microtubule cytoskeleton; nucleus; sperm flagellum. The transcript has 6 exons. The record is from RefSeq and is a predicted model, not a curated record. Gene Ontology annotation, biological process: cilium movement involved in cell motility; cilium assembly.
UUAUGUGUACCUGUCGCUGGGAGACCAGAAGUGUCCUGCUGGGGACCAAGUGGCCCCAGCUGCCCUGGUUACCCAAAGGUCCUCUCUCCCUCACACAGGAGCAGGGGGGUGGGGGGCACCAUGGCACAGACGGACGUGCUCCUGACCAAGGAGCCCACGCCCCAGGCGGUGCCGGCAUGCGAGCUGCCCCAGAAAGUGUACGACGUGGCCCGGAACGUGGGCGCCUGCUCGUCCUCGGGCCUGGCCACUGCCGGCUUCCGCUCGGCCAAGUACCUGGCAGACGAGUGGUCCCAGAACUGCUACGCCCGCUACCACCAAGCCUUUGCGGACCGCAACCAGUCGGAGCGGCGGCGCCACGAGAGCCAUCAGCUGGCGGCCAAGACCCAGGCGCUGGCCCGGUGCUCGCAGGAGGACGCCACCCGGAAGGCGGGCGCGCGGCUGCAGGACACGCACGGCUGGAAGUCGGAGCUGCAGCGCGAGGUUGGAGAACUGGGCACGGAGAGCGACCUGCUGCUGGCCCAGAAGCAGCGGCUGGCGCGCGCCCUGGAUGCCACCUCCGUGCCCUUCUCCAUCGCCACCGACAACCUGCAGUGCCGUGAGCGCCGCCAGCACCCCGACCUCGUGCGCGACUGCGUGGAAACGGAGCUGCUGAAGGAGGCCGAGCUCAUCCGGAACAUUCAGGAGCUCCUGAAAAGGACCAUCAUGCAGGCCGUGAACCAGAUCCGGCUGAACCGGGAGCAGAAGGAAACGUGCGAGAUGGACUGGUCGGACAAGGUGGAGGCGUACAACAUCGACCAGGCCUGCGCCCACUACCACAACCAGAGCACUGACGUGCAGUUCCACCCGUACUCCGCCAAGUUCGAGGAGAGCGCCUCCACGCCGGAGACCUGGGCCCGGUUCACCCAGGAAAACCUGUGCCGCGCAGAGCGCGAGCGCCGGGCCUCCGCCAACCUGCGGGUGCUCAUCGACUGCAUCCUGCGGGACGUGGCCGAGGACCUGCGGCUGCAGUGCGACGCCGUGAACCUGGCCUUCGGGCGCCGCUGUGAGGAGCUGGAGGACACGCGCCACAAGCUGCAGAACCACCUGCGCAAGACGCUGCGGGAGAUCACCGAGCAGGAGCACAACGUUGCGGCGCUGAGGCAGGCCAUCAAAGACAAGGAGGCGCCCCUGAAGGUGGCUCAGACCCGUCUGUACCAGCGCUCACACAGGCCCAACGUGGAGCUGUGCCGGGACGCUGCCCAGUUCAGGCUGAUGAGCGAGGUGGAGGAGCUGAACAUGUCCCUCACGGCCCUGAAGGAGAAGCUUCUAGAAGCAGAGCAGUCGCUGCGCAACCUGGAGGACACGCGCAUGGAUCUGGAGAAGGACCUGGCCGUCAAGGCCAACAGCCUCUUCAUCGACCGCCAGAAGUGCAUGACCCACCGCACCCACUACCCCACCAUCCUCCAGCUGGCCGGCUACCAGUGACCAGGGCUGGCGCCACGGAGGGUGCCUCUGUGGCCUGGCCGGACAUGCGGCGGGGACUGUCCCCCGGCCCUUCAGAUAAAGAGCAUGUUAGCUUUUGA